Molecule: messenger RNA, 2061 nt
Organism: Syngnathus acus (greater pipefish)
Lineage: Eukaryota; Metazoa; Chordata; Actinopteri; Syngnathiformes; Syngnathidae
Gene: lamp5
Product: lysosomal associated membrane protein family member 5
Exons: 6
Coding region: 610-1446 (278 amino acids)
Cellular component (GO): membrane
Source: RefSeq, a predicted model, not a curated record
CCAGCAACUCCUCACCCCCCACCUGACACUAUUACAAAGCCCCCAGUAAAAAAAGAAAAAAAGAAUAAUAUAUCAUCUACUUUUAAUGAACAGUUCAGAUUUUUCAACGAGGCAAGCCCAGACUUGCCUUGCAAAAUUGCCAUUUGUCUCCUUUGCUACCACGCAACUCCCCAUAAGUAGCACCUGAAAGCUCCGGCGUACUUUUGUGCAGGCGCAGGGCUGGAGGCGGGCGCUUCGGCCGCCUCAGGUGGGGGGUGGGCGGCUUUCUCCCGUCACGCCUCACUGGCAGCGCAACCUGCAGUCAGUUGAGCCAGAGUGAGAGCCACUGCAGGGGUGUGGAGUGACGCCCACCAGAUGACUUCACUUAGUCAUCUGUAGUUUUUUUACUGAAUUUCAAAUGGAUUUUUUAUUUUUCUUAUUUUGCUUUUUUUUGGGGGGGGUGCAUUAGUGACGUUUUGAAGGGAGGUAUCCCUCCCUCCACUCUCUCUCUUUCUCGCUAUCUCCCUCCCGCCUCUUCUUCUUCCUUUCUUUCCCGCUCAGCUCAGGUGCUCGCAGUCGCUCCGGGUUCGUGUCUCCGGCGGUUUUGGUGGGGGGGGAAACUGCUGGAAGAUGGGACUAGCGGGCUUCAGCACCACGGAGAGCGGACAGCUCCUUCUACUGGGCGUGUUGCUGCUGUCAGUGUCGAUGUCGGUGGGCGAGCAGGAAGGCGAGAACCUGUCGGGUCUGUCGGACAACCCCGACCGGGCCAUCUUCGCCGUGCGGGAGAACGGGACCACCUGUCUCAUGGUGGAGUUCGCCGUCAGACUGGUCGUGCCCUACGACGUGCUGGCGCUCAACCGGAUAGACCUAAUCACAGAGCAGGCGUCAUUCACGCUGCCUCGCAGCGCUCAGAUCGAAGGCAAGUGUGACAGCACCGAGUCGGAGAUCCACAUCAGCUGGAAAGACCAUGCCUACACUCUGCGCAUCUUCUUCUCUAAGGAGCUGCGUGCCAAGGGUGAAGAAAUUUGGAAGGUCAGUAAGAUUCAGUUCGUGUAUGACACAUCAGAGAGUUCUCAAUUUAUCAACGCCUACAACCCGGGCAAGCACACGGCCACCACUCACCGCCUGUCUGCCUUGGUGACGCCGGUCGGCCGUUCGUUCGUGUGCGCCGCUCAGCAGACGCUGACCCUCAUCAGCAGCGACCACCAAAAGGGCGUCACCGUGCACAUGUACGACAUCCAGAUUCAACCCUUCGACAUGGUCGCCGACUUUGUCUUCAGCGAACCGUACAAGUGUAUGACGGACCAGCGCGAGCGCCUGGAGGAGACGCUCCCGCUCAUCCUGGGUUUCAUCUUGGCGCUGAUCAUCAUCAUCACGCUGACCGUCUACCACUUCCACCUCAAACUGAGCGCCAGCAGCGCGCCGCCGCAGCUCCCGCGCGACCGCUCCAUGUACAAGAACAUGUAGAGGACUGGCGAGUGUAACUUGGAGCAUCCCCAUUCUCCAGCCUUGCAUGGAUGUUGAUACUGUGCAUAUGGAAAGCCACUUGAGCAUUUAUUCCAUAUCCUUGACACCCAUGGUCCAUGUCAUCUCUUGACAUGGACAGCAAGAAUAUGCAAUUAAUGCACUUUCCAUAGCACCUGUCUCUUUAAGUGACAUCAUCAUUCUCCUUUACUAAGAUAAUGGAUGGGAAUGACUCCUUACUCACUGUAUCGUGCUAAUUUUCUAGUGCUUUUCAAACGUAGUAAGUAUACACUCAAUGGAUGGCAGUCAUGAUUAAAAAAAAAAAAAAUCACCAUGUAAAGCAAGGCUUAAAAAAUGACCAGGAUUUUCUUUUAUCAUACACGGCACGCCACAGUGGGUAGGGAGUGUUUCUCAAUCACGUUCUUCAACAUUUGUCGUCGUUUCCUCGCUGCUAAGCCGUCCUGUGUCGUCAUUUCUUGUUGCUUUUGGAGCACGUGUGUGUGUGUGCGUGCGUGCGUGUGUGUGUGUAUUACAAAAGGAAGCAAGCCUGAUCAAAUAAGAAAAGUGUCAAAUGUUAUUUUCUUGGGAAACUAUGCAUAAAAACCUCUGCUGAAAACA